AUGCGAGAUUAGCGAGAUGCGAGAUGCGAGAUGACAACCCGCUUCCAUUGCGGAGCAAUAAAAUGGCUCUAGCAAGUAAAUUUUGUGGACUGUCGAGUCAAUUGUUCAGGAAUAAAGUGUUUUUCUACAGCGCAGCGAGAUGCUAUGCCGACAAACCGAUGCCGUGGUAUACAAUCUGGCAACCGAGGGUAUACUCGGAAAAGGAUCAUGAUAAAAUUGCCGAAAAAUAUAAUCUGCAUCCAAAGGAAUAUAAACCUGCUCCCCAGGAAGAGUGUAUCGGUGAUUAUCCGGACAUGCCAAUGAUAGGACCGGCUGCUAAAGAUCCGUAUUAUCCGUAUGACAUACCAACCUACAGAAAAAAUUAUAGAGAGACGGUACAUCAUCACUUUGAGAUAAUGGGCGAAGAUCGUUUUAGUUAUGGUUACAAAUAUAGAAUCGAUUUAUAUCUAGCAUCAGCUAUAUUUGUCGCAUUCAUGCUUACUCUCUUUGCAAUUGUCUACUUAUUAGAGCCGUAUCCUUCAUUCACGCCAGUGAUGCAAAAGCAAUAUCCUCAAAACAAUAAAGUACAUUAUACGUUUGAACCAGCAAACCCUUAAAUAAUAUGAUUAGCCUCAAAUAAAUAUAAUAAGCUUAUAUGAAAAAUACAGCAGCAUCUGAUGUUAUAUAUAUAUAUUGUAAUAUAUGAAUAGUUUUUAUUACAA
Formica exsecta is the source of this 701-nucleotide messenger RNA. It is a transcript of the gene ND-ASHI, whose product is annotated as NADH dehydrogenase [ubiquinone] 1 beta subcomplex subunit 8, mitochondrial. The record is from RefSeq and is a predicted model, not a curated record. Lineage: Eukaryota; Metazoa; Arthropoda; Insecta; Hymenoptera; Formicidae. Gene Ontology annotation, cellular component: mitochondrion. Bases 24 to 596 code for a protein of 190 amino acids. The transcript is spliced from 4 exons.